AGCCUGCUGCUAUCGGAUCUGUGAUGAUAUGUGAUCUCCUGGAUACAAUCACACACACACACAAGUACCAGGCACUCCUGCUCAGCUGAGCAAAAUGUCUUUCUCCUAGGAGUGGUGCUCAUCCCCGCGCUCAGAGCCUUGACGAUGUUGCCAUGCUUCCCUUCCUGCCUCCUGCCUUUUGCUGCCUUUGCCUGCCUGCUUUUCCUACCCGGGGGUCAUCUCUGCCCUGCUGCCUGUAGCUGUAUGGACUACCACACCAUAGACUGCCGGGAUCAAGGACUCCCAAGUGUUCCUAAUCCCUUUCCAUUGGAUGUACGGAAACUUCUUAUAGCUGAUAACAACAUUCAGGCGAUACCAGCUGAUUUCUUUAUAUUUUAUGGAGAUCUAGUCUAUUUGGACUUCAGGAAUAACUCCCUCACCUCUUUAGAAGAGGGCACUUUUAGCAGCUCUACCAAACUGGUGUAUUUAGACUUAAGCUACAAUAAUUUAACGCAGCUUUAUGCUGGGACAUUCAAAUCAGCAGAGAAACUGAUAAAGCUGAGCCUGGGGAACAAUAACCUGGUGGACGUGGAUGAGGCUGCUUUUGAGAACCUGGAACAGCUCCAAGUGUUAGAACUGAAUGACAAUAACUUACAGAGCCUCAACGUGGCAGCCCUGGAAGCGCUGCCCUCCCUGCGGACUAUUCGCCUGGAGGGCAACCCCUGGGUGUGUGACUGUGACUUUGCCAAUCUUUUCAGCUGGAUCCAGGACAACGCCUCCAAGCUCCAGAAAGGUCUCCACGAAAUCCAGUGCUCCCUGCCCGUGGAGAACAGGAGGAUCUUCCUGAAUGAGUUAUCUGAGGUCAGCUUCAGUGAAUGCAAGUUCAGUUUGUCACUGACAGACCUUUUCAUCAUCAUCUUCUCCGGGGUCGCCGUCUCCAUCGCUGCCAUCCUGUCCAGCUUCUUCCUGGCCACCCUGGUGCACUGCUUCCAGAGGUGUGCUCCCAGCAAGGAUGAUGAUGAUGAUGAAGAUGACAGUGAGGACUGAACUUAGUCUAUAUCCUUAAAUUUGCUUGGUCUAUAAGUUGUUAGAUCAUCAGCCAAAGUCUAGGAAGAAAAGGAGCAGAGUAAAAGCUUUCCAUGAACUCACGGGGUGUGAGGAUCCCUCUAAUCAGUGAUGGUCACAGGCAGCAGUGGCAGAGUUGGGACUCUCAGCUUUGCUUGCACUGAUGCAAUCAGCCCUGGUUAAUUUUGAUCCUUAAUCAAACACUGCAUUUAAAUUUGAAGACUGGAAGAGAAAGGGAGGAAAAGCAAAAAAAAAAAAAAAACCAACAACAAAAAACCAACAACUUCCAGUGUUGAAGAUUGGAAAUGGAAAGGGGGGGAAAGGCAAAAAAAGUGUUCCAGGGUUUUAAAAGAUGAGUUCCCAGUUUCCAGAUUGUCCUGAUGAGAUGCAGAUUCUUAUAAGUACUUAAAUCUUGUUCUAAAUGCACUUUGAAAAGGACUGGAAGGGUGGAAGCGUUUCAGCUGGAAAAUAUGGAAGUAAUUUCAAACAGCCCCUUCCUAGAUCUAAUAGUGGGAGAUUCUAUUAAACUCACACAGCUUUCUAAGUGACAAAAUGCAAUUAAGAUGAUUCCUAGAAUUGCAGAAAGCAUGAGAGGAAGGUUGGCAUUUUCUCCCUACAAAGGUUCUCCACAGACAUCCAUCCCCCAUUUAAUGACAGCAGUUGCAGGCACCAUUCAGCCAAAAAAUUUUUUUUCUAUAAGUGAAUACGAUUCUGGGUCUGAGUCAUCCACUGCAGAUGCCUGGCACUUCUUUGGUCAUGGCACAAAUACUAAAUAUAACAUCCUUUUGCAUUUUUAGAUGCAAUGAAGUAAAGGAUUUCCCUCCCUGUAGUGCUCAGCACCAGUAACUGUUGCAGUAUCCAGUCCAUUUAGUUAUUUUAAAACACUAAGGGCUAUAUUCUGCUCCUGAUUAUACCAGAAUAACCCAACUGAAAUGAACACCAGGAUCCAAAUUGGCAACUGUAUAAACAAGAGUGAAAUCUGGCCCAAGAUAUUUCUGACUGUACUAUAGAUUUGUCAAAACUUGAGCUCUUCUAUAUGAUGGUAGAUAUUUUUGUUAAAAUUAAAAAAGACAUUUAUUACAAGAGAUUUUUGGAAUAGUGCUGGACAGCUUUUUAGGAUAAGUAUAUUUUUAAAAUAUUUGUAACGGAAAUAUUUUUUUAAAGCUCUGUGUAUUUAAAUUAUUCUCUAGAGUAGUUGUGAGGGCUUGAAGUAAUGACCAACAUAGUAAUAAGCAGCUAAGGACUGUAUGCUAUUAUAAAAUAAUUAGAGCUGAUAAAAAGUAGCAUUUGUUUAACUACUUUAAAUGCUAUUAUUUCUUAAAAGAAAACACUCUGAUUAAAAUCCUGCCUUGCUCAGUAGGAGGGAAUCCCCCUGUGUGGUCAGGGCUGACGAGGGACAACAGGACUCAGCACUCCUGGGUGUUGUCCCAUCCCACAGGGAUCAGCUGGAGGACCUUCAGCAAAUCACUCUCUGCCCGUGCCUCAGUGUCACCACCUGGAACCCCAAGAUCACCAUUUCUCUCUUUCAAGUGCUUGUGCCAGGGGGGCACUGCCUUGGGGCUGCUCAGAGCAGUUACCUGUGUGGGGCUCUGAUCCCAUGGCAGUCUGACUUCACUGGCACCUCUGGAGCUGCUCCUUUGGCUGACAGAGUUUGCCCCAGGGUUGGCACCAUGCUGAGGUCACACCAGGCUGAGAGUGUUUCUCUCUCUUAGCUCUCCAGCUUAUUCAAUGCACUUACUGCUUCCAGUGUUACGAUUAUUAUUCCUGAGAACACACAGACACAGAAUGAAGUAGGACAGUGAGAGGAUAUUCUGGAUCAAUACUGUCUUGUUCUAUUCUGAUUCCUUCAAGAAAAAAACGAAAUGACAUGAUUUUCACUGUGUAGUGCCAUGAUUAUAAAGAACACAAAUAUAUUUAUAAUUUCAA
Corapipo altera (White-ruffed manakin) is the source of this 2970-nucleotide messenger RNA. RefSeq names its product leucine rich repeat containing 38 (gene LRRC38). The transcript has 2 exons. The record is from RefSeq and is a predicted model, not a curated record. Gene Ontology annotation, cellular component: voltage-gated potassium channel complex. Bases 145 to 1026 code for a protein of 293 amino acids. Lineage: Eukaryota; Metazoa; Chordata; Aves; Passeriformes; Pipridae. Gene Ontology annotation, molecular function: potassium channel activator activity; voltage-gated potassium channel activity; transmembrane transporter binding.